Nothobranchius furzeri (turquoise killifish) is the source of this 3553-nucleotide messenger RNA. RefSeq names its product inositol-tetrakisphosphate 1-kinase b (gene itpk1b). NCBI's taxonomy places the organism in Eukaryota, Metazoa, Chordata, Actinopteri, Cyprinodontiformes, Nothobranchiidae. Gene Ontology annotation, biological process: inositol trisphosphate metabolic process. Gene Ontology annotation, cellular component: cytoplasm. The record is from RefSeq and is a predicted model, not a curated record. Gene Ontology annotation, molecular function: ATP binding; inositol-3,4,5,6-tetrakisphosphate 1-kinase activity; inositol-1,3,4-trisphosphate 6-kinase activity.
AUAAAGUUUCCGAGUUGCACAUGAACGCAGCAUCAGCCUCCAGGGUCCUGGGUGUGUGCAAGUAGUCACACUGUCCAGCUCUAAGCCUGACAGAGAAGCGCCAGCGUUGCCUCAGCGUGGGUCCAGCAGUGCCUCUCAUCUGUCACCUCGGGUUUUCCUCCUUCUCCCGUGGACGGACUGAAAAUGGGACAUUCUCCGAGUUAGUUUCUGACGCGGACACGAACACACGGUUGCCAAAACUGCCAGGUUGAGCCACGAGUUGCAUCGUUCUUGUCUUCAGUAAGGGACACAGGAGCAAAGCGGAGAUGCAGACUUUCCUGAAGGGCCGGAGGGUCGGAUACUGGCUCAGCGAGAAGAAGAUGAAAAAAUUACAUUUUCAAGACUUUGCUGACUUGUGCAGGAAAAGAGGGAUAGAAGUUGUUCAGUUGGACCUCAGCCAGCCUCUGGAGGACCAGGGUCCGCUGGACGUCAUCAUCCACAAGCUGACCGACCUGAUCCUGGAAGCUGAUCAGAACGAUUCCCAAGCUGUGCUGCAGUUGCAAAGAGUACAGGAUUACAUCGAUGCACACCCUGAGACCAUAGUCCUGGACCCUCUUCCAGCCAUCCGAACACUGCUGGACCGCUGCAAGUCCUACCAGCUCAUCCACAGACUAGAGAAAUGCAUGCAAGAUGAGAGGAUUUGCUCUCCUCCGUUCAUGGUUCUGAACACCGAGUGCAGCCCAGAUGUUUUGGAGCAGAUCAAGCAGCAAGGUCUCACAUUCCCCUUCAUUUGCAAAACGCGGGUGGCUCAUGGCACCAACUCCCAUGAGAUGGCCAUUAUCUUCAAUGAGGAGGACCUGAAGGACGUCAAGCCUCCCUGUGUGAUCCAGAGCUUCAUCAACCACAACGCAGUACUCUACAAGGUGUUUGUGGUGGGCGAGUCCUACACGGUGGUGGAGAGACCCUCGCUAAAGAACUUCCCCUCAGGACCUGCAGGGCUGUCCUCUGAAACGGAUGACUCCAGCAUUUGCAUGUGUUACAGUAGAGGCCCUCAUGCAAACCAUUUCCAUCAUCUGUGCAGUAGGCUGCUGCGUGAGCCUGUGCACAGAGAACAGUUGCUUUCAGACUGGGGUGCUGAGGGCUUUAAGCAUUUUGUGCCUAGAAAGCAGUUGGAAACGAUGCAUCAAAGAGACACAGACAGGAAAGCCAUUUUCUUCAACAGCCACAAUGUCUCCAAACCGGAGUCGUCCUCCGAUUUGACUUCAAGAGAGAAUGUGGAGGGAGUGUCUGAACCACCCAAUGAUGAUGUCAUCAGAGAGCUGUCCAGGUUGCUGAGGGAGGCGCUGGGCGUGUCGCUGUUCGGCAUCGACGUAAUCAUCAACAACCAGACGGGACAGCACGCCGUCAUCGACAUCAAUGCAUUUCCAGGUUAUGAGGGUGUCCCGGAGUUUUUCAACGACCUGCUGAACCACAUAACCAGCGUACUCCAGAGCCAGAACCCUGACUUUGCUCCCUCCGGCGAGCAGCCCAAGGCCCUGCCGGUGAGCGCUGCGGUACCCAGCGCCGCCCCGCUGUCCCCAGCCUGCUGCGGCAGCAUGAGGGGGAAAGAGCUGCAGAGACUGGGCUGCAACUCGGCCGUGUCUCCCAACUUUCAGCAGCACUGUGUGUCUACGAUAGCUACCAAGGCAUCCUCCCAGUGACUCGACCCCUCCCGUUUGAUUCCUGAACAAAAUUCCAGUGGUGACAGUAAUAAUAAUGAUAAUAAUAAAUAAUGAUAGUAAUUAAGUUAAUAUUGUAUCCCAUCAAAUAUAAGCCUUUUCCUAUAGUUAAUGAAAAUAUUUGGUGAUUGGAUGUAAGUUUUUUUUUCUCCUCUCUGCCUUUUGGGUUUUUUUUUUUUUUUGGUCCAAUGAGACGUUAACAGUACUGUAAUGUGAACUUUUGGGAACUCUCGACUAACAGCUGAUUUAUUUUUUUUCUGUGUGUGAGAUCUGUAGUUAAAGGGUCCAAAUGAGGUAGCUAAUGGGAAGGACUCGAGAACACCCCGCUAAAUGUGCAAUGUAUGACUGACACACACACACACACAAAGACGCAGGCACGUUUACGCCGAGACAAAUCACGCCACUGACACGUGUUCUGGUUGAAGCCGCUGAAGAUUCUGGGAGUUUUGGGUGAGGAGACAACCGGGCAUUUGAGUUUUAUUCCACAGAUCUCAGGCUGCAAACGAGAGCAGAGGACUAUGCGGUCGGAUCAUUCUGAACAAACUUGUUUGUUUUUCUGAGUGCCAUCAAUUUUACUUUGUACCGGGGACAGCAAAAGGACAUCUUCAUGAUCAUGUGACCAAGUUUUGUUUCAUUGAUUUGUCGCUUUCACACCUAAAGGUUCUGAUUUUUCUGUACGUCCUCCCAACAGACAUGUUUUAGUUUCAUUGAUGGCUAGGAUUGCAUUCCUUUUUUUUUUUUUUGCAGAAAAAUUCCAUUCUUCCAUAUUCCAGUGAGGUCUUGUGAAUUUCCUCACAUCCCAGUCUCCAUAAACACUCGUUUCUCUUUAUUCCAUUUAUAACAGGAAUAAGCUUCAAAUGGUAAACUUGGAGCUGCUGCAUAAAUUGACCCUGGGGGUGGGGGGGUAGGUAGGAUUAGGUUUAGGGGUUAGCCCGUUACUGCCGAUGUUUUUCUCUCAUAAUAGAUAGCCAAGUCAUAGUUAUGAGAUGCUAUCCCAUAAUUAUAACUUGGUAUCUUAUGAGAAUAUAUCAUAUUUAUACGAUAUUUUUUAUUAGUGGCAGGAAUGGGCUCCCACACAAUUGAGAUCUUUAUUUUAAUGGAUGUUUUUUCCCCUGGAUAAAGAUUAAAUAAGUAUAAAUGUGUGCAAAACUACCAAUAAAAGCUGGAUAAUAAAUGCUUAUUCAUUGUUCAGCUGUAUUGUAACGCAGUGUUUUCCUGCAAAUUUAGCAUCCAGUAACCAGCCCGACAGCUCUGAACUCAGAUCUCGGACCAGUUUUCUUUCAGCUGCUGAAUUUGUCACUUUUUGUUUCGUUUUGUAAAAAGCGGUGGGAGGUCUAGCUCUUGUUCCCAGUGUUCACUGUGAGAUCCUUUUACUCCAGUCAAGACUUUUUGUCUUGACAUAUUCUAAGAAUAACUAUUUUAUUGAGAUUUUAUGAAGGGAAAAAAGGUUUUAUAUGAAUGAAAGAUUUUGAGCAUCUGUGGUCGGAUCUAAUCGUCUACUUCCUGAUCUCUCAAACUGAGGAAAAAAAAUUCUAUUGUGCAACGGGUUUAAGGGAAUUUGGAGUGUUUCCUCACUUGUUCAUUCUUGAAAGGCUGAUUAUUUUUGCACACCACUCUGUGUUCCCUACUGAUCUAAAUGGUAAAUAAUUAUUCCAAACAUAUUCCUGCACCGAACGGUGUCAUGCUCCCAGCUCCUUGUUUACUUCUUGGGUGUCUUGUACAAUGUUUAUACGCACCUAGGCUUACAUCCGUACAGUAUGUUUUGUAUAAGUUCUGUAAUUAAGAAUACACAAUUUUGACCUUUUUUAAAUUAAAGGGCCAAUUCAACCGGCGGAAUAAACAUGACACCUCUGGUA